CAUGUGCAGUUACCAACAUGGUGGAUGCCCACGUAGCACGAAAACACUGGCGAUGCACAUUAGAAAGAGCUGAGAAAUUUAUCUCCAACCAGUUCUUUUCGGACAUUAAUUUGUAUAGUAGGCUUUAUCCAAAAUCCUUACCAGUUACGUCCAUAACUCACUAUGCUGCUCCUGGUCGCAUAACAUAUGAAGAAGCUGUGAAAGGGGAAUAUAGUCCAGCAAAAGUUGGUGAAAGCUUUGGGCCAACGUGGUCAACACAUUGGUUUAAAGUCAUCAUUGAUAUUCCAGAAGAAUGGACUGGAGAAAGAGUUCAUUUUCGUUGGAACUCAGAAUCAGAAGCAAUGGUUUGGCAGAAUGGUAAACCUAUACAGGGUUUAACAGGUGCAGAUGGACACCAACAGAGAACAGACUUUCUAUUGUCAUACAAGGCAACAGGGAAUGAAAGCUACACCCUUUACAUUGAAAUGGCUGCCAAUGAAAUGUUCGGAGCUGGUAAGGAUGGUCUUAUCAAUGCCCCAGAUCCAUCACGCACGUACAGUCUGUCCAUGGCUGAGAUAGCUGUCUUUGACACCGAUUGCUAUGAUUUGCUUACUGACUUGACUGUUAUAAUUGAUCUUGCAAAGCAUCUUCCUGAGGGCAGCAGCCGCUCCUUUGAAGCCCUUUACACAGCCAACAAGAUUGUUAAUGCUUGCGAUACCAGCAACAGAAGCACCUUUGGAAAGGUGCACAAGGAGAUAGCAGCUUCCUUCUUUGCACAAAAGAAUGGUGAAAGCCAGCACAAGGUGUACGCCAUCGGCAACUGUCAUAUAGACUGUGCUUGGUUAUGGCCAGUUGCAGAAACGAUAAGAAAAUGUGGAAGAAGCUUCGCAACUGCCGUGAGACUUAUGGAGAAGUAUCCAGACUUUAAAUUUGCAUGUUCACAGAUGCAGCAGCUUGAGUGGGUGAAAAUUCAUUACCCAAGCUUAUUUGAGGAACUGAAGCACUUUGCUAGCAAAGGACAGUUUAUUCCUGUUGGUGGGACUUGGGUGGAAAUGGAUGGUAACAUUCCCAGUGGUGAGGCUUUCAUCCGACACUUUCUGAUUGGUCAGAAGUUUGCCAAAGAAGAAUUUGGAAAAGAGUGUGAAGUGUUCUGGUUACCAGAUACCUUUGGUUACUCAGCUCAGUUGCCACAAAUCAUAAGAGGAACAGGUAUCAAGUACUUCCUGACACAGAAACUAAGCUGGAGUCUUAUUAAUAAGUUCCCUUUUAAUACUUUUUUCUGGCAAGGAAUUGAUGGAUCAAAAUGUCUCACCCAUUUUCCACCUGCCGAUACGUAUGAGUCAAGAGCUGAUGCUGGUGAUGUCCUGAAGACAGCACACAAGUUGAAGGACAAGGGAAAAGUACAUGGAAGUAUUCUGUUGUACGGACAUGGUGAUGGAGGAGGCGGCCCCUCAGAAGAAAUGUUGGACAUGCUGAAAAGAAUGGAAGAUGUGGACGGAUGUCCCAGAGUGUCGUUAUCCACUCCUGAAGACUUCUUCACCGCAGUUGAUAAACAAGAUUCCAAUAAGUUGUGUACAUGGGUCGGUGAAUUGUACCUUGAGCUCCACCAAGGAACCUUUACAACCCAGGCAAAGAUUAAAGCUGAGAAUCGUCGAGGGGAAUUCUUAUUACAUGAUGCAGAGUUCAUGUGCACUUUAGCAUGGGCCCUUGGUGGACACCGUCCAGAUUUGUAUCCAACCGAAAAGUUUCUUCAAAUCUGGAAACCAUUUCUUCUGAAUCAGUUCCAUGACAUAUUACCUGGUAGCUGUAUUCCAGAGGCUGUCACUGAUGCCUUGCAAGCCUAUGAGGAGGUGCACGCCGCUGCCACCAAAAUCUUUGACACAGCCUCCAACAAUGUGAUUUCUAAGCUGGCACCAAACACCACGGACUGCACAUUGAAGCCAGUCAUCUUCAAUACCCUCUGCUUUGACCGACAAGAAGUGAUACCUGUACCUCAAGAGCUAAUAAAAAAUCUCUCAAAGGAAGAACAAAUUUCUAUUGAAACACAGAAGACAAAUGAUGGACAAACAUUAGCUAUGGUUUCAGUACCUUGUAUGGGUAUUAAUACUGUGAAUUGUACACCCAAGACAGAAUUCCAGCCUGUGGUCGUUCAAGAAGACCAGGAAAGUGGUCAUGUGACCAUACAAAAUGAGCAUUUCAACGUUAUAUUUGACAGCUGUGGUCGAGUCGUGUCAUUUAUUCACAAGCAAAGUGAAAGACAAGCUGUCAGUAGUGGUUGCCAUGCCAACCAGUUUGUCCUGUUUGAUGACAUACCUCUGUACUGGGAUGCUUGGGACGUGAUGCCAUAUUACCUGGAAAAGAGGAUCUCACUUUCUGAAUGUACCAAACCAAACGGAACUCUUAAGGUCGUGGAAAAAGGUCCAUUACGAGCUACGCUUGAGUUUUCUUUGGCGAUAAGCUCUUCCAGCUCAUUAAAACAAGUCAUUAUUGUAGAUUCUUGUCUGCCAUACAUCAAAUUCGAUACCAAGGUUGACUGGCACGAGAACAGAAAAUUCCUCAAAGUUGAGUUUCCAGUUGACGUUCAUUCAAUGAAUGCAACAUACGAGAUCCAGUUUGGUCAUCUGCAAAGACCAACACACUGUAACACUAGCUGGGAUUGGGCCCAAUAUGAGGUGUGUGGUCAGAGAUGGGCGGACCUGUCUGAACAUGGCUGGGGUGUGUCUCUCAUGACUGACAGCAAGUAUGGAUACUCAACCUAUGGCAACACUAUGUUCAUUUCGCUGCUUCGUUCCCCAAAAGCACCAGACGACCAAGCUGACAUGGGAAACCAUGAAUUUUCAUAUGCYUUAUUUCCACAUUCAGGUACUUUCCAGGAUGCUGGGCUUAUUCGUCAUGCCUACUGCUUUAAUGAAAGUCUUCAUGUUCGCGGUUGUGUUGUUGGAAGCGGCUUUAAAACGGAGUCGUUCUUCAGGGUGGAUAAUCCUGCAGUGGUCCUUGAAACUGUUAAAAAGGCAGAGAAAAACCCUUCAGCUUUUAUCUUACGACUCUAUGAAUCCUUCGGCGGUAAGGCAAAAACGCGUUUGACGACAUCGCUUCCCCUCAAGCAUGUCCAAAG
Actinia tenebrosa (Australian red waratah sea anemone) is the source of this 3094-nucleotide messenger RNA. Its product is annotated as alpha-mannosidase 2C1. Gene Ontology annotation, biological process: oligosaccharide catabolic process; mannose metabolic process. Gene Ontology annotation, molecular function: carbohydrate binding; alpha-mannosidase activity. The record is from RefSeq and is a predicted model, not a curated record. NCBI's taxonomy places the organism in Eukaryota, Metazoa, Cnidaria, Anthozoa, Actiniaria, Actiniidae.